AGGGGGAUAAUCGGUAUCGCGCAUUACACAAAUCUAACCUCGUUCUUCCACUGUUCCAAACACAUCGUACAUGUAGGUAGGAAUUGCCAGUCAUCCAGUAUAGAUUUAGCGUGUUUUAAAUUAAACUUAAAUCAUAUCGAUUUUCUUAAUGCCAUAUCAAGAUCAAUGGAUCAUCAGAAUAGUUUUACUUAUCUGGUGGCGGUGAUGGGACUAAUUUGGGUUAUUUCAAUUCUUAGCAACACAAGGAUGAAUUUGAUUUUUUUUUUUCAAGUAGUGACAAAGAAUUAAUACAUAAAAUAAUAUUGAACUAAUAAUUUCGUACGGAAGCUAUGAGGGUGUCGAAAUAUGACCAUUAAAAACUCGGAGCAUUUGACCGAAAAAGAGACGUCCCUCUACAUUAAAAUCGGUGUGUAAUUCCUUCUUGAUGAUUUAUAUGGAAGUAAAGAUUCUUAAAAACUUCCUAUUCACUUGACUUACUCAUUUUAAAUAUGUCCAUAAAGCAGAUAUCUCCUUAAACUAGCUCUUAAUGGUGAAUUGUGAAUCAGCCAGCAUCCUGCUGAAUAAUAGUUAUAAAACGGAUACGGCUCAAUGAGAUUAUAUAUACACGUACCCACAAUUACCGAAGAGGAGGGCUGAUAAGAUCUAGAGAGCACGACAUGGGCAGCUUCAUCGGACAUGCUUAUCCGGGCUCUGUUUUCAUCAUCAUGGCUCUGUGGUGGACUGUGCAGAUGCUGCAAAAGUACUUCCGGUGUAGAAAGUUUGGAAUAGAGUAUGUAGCGACUGUAUCCCACACAAUUCAUGCUCUGCCUAAAGUACCAAUUGAACCGAUAUUCAAAAUAUCCUUGAUCACGUUCGGAAUCAUCGGUGAAAUUAUUCAAGGACAUUACAAUAACGAAUUCGCGCCCAAAAAUUGGCACCAUGCCACAAUGUUUACAUUUUUCGGAAUAUCCGGUUUGCUGGACAUGUUGAUUCAUUACAAUUUCAAGCUUCCGAAAAACGUUGACUAUGCAAUUUUCAUACUUUCCAUUGCAGUUGAAGGAUUUCUUUUUUAUUGGCACGUGCACGGCAGACAACCUGUUGACGUGAGCGUGCAUAAAUUGCUGGUGUUUGCCAUCUUCCUAGCAUUUUGUGCAUCCUUUGCGGAGAUGUGUUUUCCUAGCAACAUCUUAGCUUCGCUUGCACGUCCUUUCUUCUUUUUCCUGAAAGGAACAUGGUUUUGGCAGAUCGGUUUCACGUUGUAUGGGCCAUUUCCGGUGGCAAGUGGUGACGACCAUGAUCAGAUGAUGAUAGCUGUAUAUUUCACAUGGCACAUUUCCGUCAUAUUCCUCUUCAUGUUCGCUUUAGGUAUAGUCAUUUUUUCAGUACAAAAUCACAGCAAGCACGACAGUGGAUAUGCAAUAGUGUCUUGCAGCGAAGAAAAAAUUGGACUUGUUGAAAAUGGUAUCUCGGAGAAGAAUAGCACGGAGUUUUCAUGAAAGUUGCAGAGUUAAGUUUGUAUUGAAUAUCUAUGCAUGUAUAUCCCACCCACACCCUUUAUACUGGAUAUUUUUUGUCUGAGGUUAAAAAAAAAUCAAAACAAUACUUCAAACUAAAUCUACAUGUAAAUCUAUUUUUGCUUUACAAGGAUGAAAAAGAAAAGAAUUAAUUUUCUGGAUGAACUGAUACGUAUUCUGUGUUGUGUGUAUUGAUUUAUGGAAAAGAUUCGCAGUAUUUGGAAGCAGCCACUACUCUUAAUUCCACCCUUCUUCACGGAUUAUAGUGAACUGUUACUAUGUACUUCAAAAUGUGUGACUUGAAAAUCUUUGGGGGGAAAAACAUUGCAUGUAUAAUUCAUUGAUUCGAUGCUUGUGUUUUCUGUUUCAAUACAUGUACGUUUAUGUAACAAAUUUAAUAUCUUGUUAAUGAAUAUUUUUGGCUUGUUGUUUAUGAUAAAGGAUUUCAGGAAAGAGUU
This is a messenger RNA of Ostrea edulis (European flat oyster), 1951 nucleotides long. Its product is annotated as transmembrane protein 45B-like. The record is from RefSeq and is a predicted model, not a curated record. NCBI's taxonomy places the organism in Eukaryota, Metazoa, Mollusca, Bivalvia, Ostreida, Ostreidae. The coding region runs from base 657 to 1475 and encodes 272 amino acids. The transcript has 2 exons.